Molecule: messenger RNA, 1886 nt
Organism: Thrips palmi
Lineage: Eukaryota; Metazoa; Arthropoda; Insecta; Thysanoptera; Thripidae
Product: bleomycin hydrolase
Exons: 10
Coding region: 127-1590 (487 amino acids)
Biological process (GO): proteolysis; L-homocysteine catabolic process; response to toxic substance
Cellular component (GO): cytoplasm
Molecular function (GO): cysteine-type aminopeptidase activity
Source: RefSeq, a predicted model, not a curated record
GAGGGGGGUGGGGGGAAUCUCCAUUCUGCUGCCAACAAGACUGCAGACGGCUUGCAGGAUCUCCAUUGAUCCUGUUGAAAUUUCAAUCUACUCGUCGCUUUGUUUAGAAACUCCCUCACUUUCAGAAUGAGUGAACAUGGCAUAAUGAUGAGCUACAAUGCCGAUGGAUGUUUGGAGUACGAUGAUGGCAGCUACCCGUCUGGAAAAGCCCCAGCACCUGGGCCUUACCUUGUUAUAGAUGACAAUCUUGUGAAGGAAUUAAACCAGAACUUCUACAGCGAUCCUAAGAACAUUCUGGCCCAAAAUGUCUGUACUCGCCAUGAUCCGUUGGAACUGGCCAUCAGCAGAAGAAAAGUUUCAGAAAUAAAUAAUGUUUUCACUCACAAGGUGGAAGUGGAGGGUAAGCCUGUGACAAACCAGAAAAACAGUGGGCAGUGCUGGUUAUAUGCUUGUUUGAAUGCCAUUAGGAUCCCAUUUAUGAAUGCCUUCAAUCUUACGGAGUUUGAAUUCUCCCAAGCACAUCUCUUCUUUUGGGACAAGGUCGAAAGGAGCAACCACUUUCUUCAUAGCAUCAUUCAAACUGCUAAUUAUCCUAUUGAUGAUAGAACUGUUUGCUUUCUCCUGUCUGACCCAAUUAAUGAUGGAGGCCAAUGGGACAUGAUGGUAAAUCUCAUCACCAAGUAUGGGCUCAUGCCUAAAAAAUGUUUCCCAGAAAGCUUCAGUGCAGAAUGUUCUGUUCGCAUGAAUAACAUCCUGAAAAGCAAGUUGAGGGAAUAUGCCAAAGAAAUUAGACAAGCUGCGGCACAAGGUGCAGACAAACCUUCACUUCAGCAACUUCUCAACCGCCAGAUGACCACUAUUCACCGCAUUGUUGGGAUCUGUCUUGGUGUGCCUCCAACCACCUUCACUUGGGAGUACUACCAGAACAAAAAUACCUAUGCAUCUCUAGGACCCAUAACACCAUUGGAGUUUUAUGAGCAGCAUGUGCGUUCUCUAUUUGACGUGAAAGAAAAGGUUUGCCUGGUCACAGAUCCAAGAGACACAAACCCCUACAACCAACUGUAUAAGGUACGGUUUUUGAACAAUGUUGUUGGUGGCAAACCUGUUCUUUACAACAACCAGCCUAUAGAAAUUCUUGAACAAGCUGUAGCUGAAAGCAUUAAACAAGGUGAAGCUGUGUGGUUUGGAUGUGAAGUCUUGAAACGAUUUGCCCUUAAGUUGGGAGUUAGCGACUUGGAUGUGCAUGACUAUGAAGUACUUCUAGGCACUGAUGUUUCACUUCCUCUCACGAGGGAAGAACGCAUUUUGUACCAUGAUUCAGCCAUGACUCAUGCCAUGGUCAUAACAGGAGUUUCCCUUGAUAGUGAAGGCCGUCCCACCAAAUGGAGAGUACAGAACUCUUGGGGAGAAGACAGAUGUGACAAGGGUUACAUAACGAUGAGUGCUGAAUGGUUCCGUCAGUAUGUGUUUGAGGUGACAAUCGACAAGAAGUACCUCUCUGCGGAAGUGUUGGCUGUGUAUGAAAAAACACCUCGAGUUUUGCCACCUUGGGAUCCCAUGGGUGUGCUUACUCAAGGAAAGGCAAAUUAGGACAAUUCAAGUUGAGGAUCUGAAUUUCUGCAGGGUAUUAUGGGACUUGGUUGAAGAUAAAUUUAUAUUUUAAGUCACAUCUGAAGAUCUUGCAGGAAUUUUGUGUCCUGUUACUUAAGUCUUUGGUAACAAUGUGAUGUGUGAGUGAUUCUAUUGUGAGUUCUUUUUAAUUGGACAAGUGUGGAGCAGAACACAUUUCAAUAGAAUUAUCUCUGUUCACAAACCACAGACAUUGGGAUAUUUUAACGUUUUAUCUUGUUUUGUUUCCUUCCUACUAAAAAUUAAGUGACACUGAA